CCAGUGUUGUUGUUUUGGGUCUCUUCAACAAAACGGAAACAAAUCGCACUUUUAGACGGUCCCUAACAUUGUUGCCUUCCAGGUUCAAGAAACGAAAAGUGUCACGAGAUCGACAUGCUCAUAGAAAAUCUUCCAAAUUCUAACAAAUUCAUAUUUCACGGUUAUAAUGAUCUCGUCAAACACUCAGUGCACUUCUGUACAUCAUUUAACAAGGCGUUUCUGUCUGGCAUCGCAUGAAGAAAAACGCGGAAACAAUGGUUCUUUUUGUUUCAGCGGCCGAUGUGCAGUAGCUAAAUGAUGUUGGUAGUACUGUGAGUAAUACAAGUGUUUAGGUUAAUUGUUCAUAGAAAACGUAACAAAUGGAGGAUGAAGAAAGAUUAUGCAUCUCCAGCUGUUGUUCGGACUGGAUGUCCGAGAUGCCCUCGGGUUUUUGGGACAUACCGCUGUGGAAUCUCGCUAUACCCGGAAGUCAUGACACCAUGACUUACUGUUUAGAUGAACGGUCCUCAGUACUGAAGUCUUCGCCGAGUUUGCUGCAAGUGUUAGACACCUGGUUUCCUUGUAUCGUUCGGCCCUGUAUAAUCAAAUGGGCGACAACACAGGAAGAUAGCAUCUCUAACCAGCUGGAUUUAGGCAUUCGGUUUCUCGAUUUAAGAAUAGCUCAUAAGAUAAAAGACCCUGAUAAAGUUUUCUACUUUGCACAUGGGAUCUACUCCCUUCUGACAGUGAAGGAAGUGCUCACAGAAGUUGCUCGCUGGUUAGAUCAGCACACCAAGGAAGUGGUCAUUAUUGCACUUUCUGCCUUUGAUGGCAUGAACCUGGAUCAACACAGAGACCUCAUUCAAUUCCUCAUAAGCACAUUUGACAAUAAAAUUUGUCCCAAUCAUAUCAUACCCUCACUACUGCAGUGUUGGAAUCACAAUUAUCAGGUUAUUCUGUCAUAUGAUGACUCAUCUGCGUCUGAAUAUGAGGAAUUGUGGCCACAGUGUGAAUAUUGGUGGGCAAAUACAUCAGAUCCAAAACAUGUCAUAUCCUACCUGGAGGAGAGAAAAACAGAAGGAAGACCAGGUCACUUUUUUGCUGCUGGUCUGAACCUGACUGAGGAUGCCAAGUAUGUUCUUUCUCAUCCGUGCCAGUCAUUACAAAGCAUGACCUUGAGCUCCUAUAGUCUGCUUUUGAACUGGGUCAAACAACAGCGUCCAGGCCCGGGCAAAUCAUGUGUCAACAUCAUCUGUGCAGAUUUUGUGGGGGCUUUCAGCAAUGAAUUCACCCAGCUGGUUAUUGGACUCAAUCAAACACUCUUAAAAAAGAGACUUGAUCUUUAAAUCGGCCAUAAACAUUACAUACAGAUGCAGCAUCUUUCUUACAGUGUAUCUUUUUAACGGAAGCCUUGUUGUUUUUGAUGUUUACAUAUUGCUAUUUUUUUAGUCUUUUAUGACAGUCCCUAAACUGUGAGGAAACAAUGUUUUGUGCAAUGCUGCCAUCUACAGGCAAUCCAUAUUUAGGUUUGAACAAAAUAAUGUUACUUGCAACUUUACAGUUACAUCAAACUACUGAAAUGCCAAAAACUAAACUUCUUUCCUGAUUGUUCUUGGAUAUUUGUCAAAAGGGCAGAUUGAUAUAAUCAAAGACUAAGUGGCUCAAUAGAUUAUAGCAUUACCUGUCCAAUGAGUCACACUUAAUUUUAGUAACGUCUAAUGUCCUGUCAUGACUUCAUCUAUUGAUGAUGUUCACUCUGUUUGGCUUUCAGUCCAUGUGGGUAACAUGUAUCUGUGA
This is a messenger RNA of Sinocyclocheilus rhinocerous, 1776 nucleotides long. RefSeq names its product PI-PLC X domain-containing protein 1. The transcript has 6 exons. Bases 360 to 1325 code for a protein of 321 amino acids. Gene Ontology annotation, biological process: lipid metabolic process. NCBI's taxonomy places the organism in Eukaryota, Metazoa, Chordata, Actinopteri, Cypriniformes, Cyprinidae. The record is from RefSeq and is a predicted model, not a curated record. Gene Ontology annotation, molecular function: phosphoric diester hydrolase activity.